This is a messenger RNA of Cotesia glomerata, 1326 nucleotides long. RefSeq lists its product as uncharacterized. Gene Ontology annotation, molecular function: structural constituent of chitin-based larval cuticle. The transcript has 4 exons. Bases 68 to 1243 code for a protein of 391 amino acids. The record is from RefSeq and is a predicted model, not a curated record. Gene Ontology annotation, cellular component: chitin-based extracellular matrix. NCBI's taxonomy places the organism in Eukaryota, Metazoa, Arthropoda, Insecta, Hymenoptera, Braconidae.
CAAUCGCUCAAUAGUACUAAACACUAAGAAUAAGCAAAAUAGUAAAAUAUCUCGCAACAAUUCGAGUAUGACCCGCAAGCUUAGUCUGUUAAUAUUUUUGGUGGGUUGUCUAAGUGUCACAUCUGCCCAGUCUCUGUACUUACAAGAGCCUAAUCAUCAUCAGAGAUCUCACAGUAACAACAUCAACAGCAAUAACAAUAACAGAGAUCCAUUGGUAUCAUCAACACCAGAAAGCCCCAAGGAGCCUGAGGGAGUGUCAGUUCCCGCGAGCGAAGACUCCACUCGCGCUUUCACGGCAAGUGUACACGGAUACCAGGUUAAUGACGUACCUACCUCCUCUGGAGCUCCCAUCGGUCCAGAUGGCCGGGUUAUUGACACACAAGACGUUACCGUCGCAAAAGCAAAACACGCCGCGGCUUACAUCAAUCAGAAGGUCAACUUGGCACGAGAGGCUGCAAGGAGUAAUGCUGGUGGGUUCGCCAAGUCCCCCGAGGUCUUGUUGGAGUACCAGGACAGUUUGGGCCAGUACAGCUUUGGGUACAGCGCCCCAGGCUCCGCGAGGUCCGAAGUUGGAGCAGCGGACGGAUCAACCAGAGGGGCCUUCAGUUACGUUGACGGCUCCGGAGUUGUUCAGACCGCCAAGUACACCGCUGACGGGGAAAAUGGCUUCAGGAUUGAGGCCAGCAAUCUCCCUGUGGCCCCCAGGCCUGUCGAGGAGACUCCCGAGGUCCAGGCUGCCAGGCUCGAACACAUCAGGGCUUACGAAGAGGCCAAGAAGAAUUUAAUCGCUGCUGGAAGUCUGAUGCCCGAUCAAAGUACUGGCGAGAAUCAAGACAAAAUUAUUGAAAAGGAAAACAAGAAGGACGAAAUUAAGGAGGAAAAGAAAAGUGAAAAGGAAGAGAAGAAAGAGUCGUUGAUGAUGGCCAAAUUGAAGGAAAACAUUUCGGAAGCUAAAAAAGAGGACCCAAAAAUCCCGGUAGUGUCGACGUCGUUCGUGCUACCAAAGAGCAAUUUGAAUAUCCAGAACCGGAUUGAGCUCAGAGGAUCUGGAUCUGGAAAUUUCUAUGGGAGCGCACCCUCCGCGGAUCAAGGUAACGCAAAAGGAAAUGAAAAGCUGCAAUUGAAAACUAGCGAUGCGAGUCAUGUACAAUUCUACCGUACGCCUCUUGUCAGGUACUCACCAAUCGGGUAUCCUGUUUAUUACAAUCAUCUUCAGUAUGUUCCAUCUUACUACUACUUCUAAUCGGGAUAUUAAUUAUUAUUCUUAUUAUUAUAUAAAAUUAUAUUGUAACUUUUGAGCAUGUGAUUCAAAUUUUCAAAAAAUUU